Molecule: messenger RNA, 615 nt
Organism: Hordeum vulgare subsp. vulgare (domesticated barley)
Lineage: Eukaryota; Viridiplantae; Streptophyta; Magnoliopsida; Poales; Poaceae
Product: protein TIFY 11e-like
Exons: 1
Coding region: 104-514 (136 amino acids)
Biological process (GO): regulation of defense response; response to wounding; regulation of jasmonic acid mediated signaling pathway
Cellular component (GO): nucleus
Source: RefSeq, a predicted model, not a curated record
UCAAUACCCGAUCAAGCAUAGCCUCUCCUCCCCACUGCGACACCUCGAGCUCGUUAGGCUUCGAGAGCGUAGAGCGUACAGGGAGAUCGAUCCAGCGGCUAGAAUGGCGGCGACAGGGAGCACUAGGAGCCGACGGUUCGCCGCAGCGUGCGGCGCUCUCAGCCGCUGCAUCAAGGCGGCGGAGGCGCGGCCGGUGGUCCUCCCCCUCAUGCCCGGAGCAGAAGUGCCCGCGCAAGACGAGCACGCGGUGGGUCCUGCACCGCAGCACGCGCAGAUGACCAUCUUCUACGGUGGGCAGGUGCUGGUGCUGGACGAGGUCCCGGCCGACAGGGCCGCCGAGGUGCUCCGUGUCGCUGCUGUCUCAGGCAGACCGCGAGGGGACGGCGACCUUCCCAUGGCGAGGAAGGCGUCGCUGCAGCGGUUCAUGGAGAAGCGCAAGGGGCGGCGCGCCGUCCCCUACAGCCGGCCCGACGGCGACGCGUUCUCCUGUAACCGUCUCACGCUUACGCUCUGAUCCCUGUUCAUGCGUACUAGAGUAGCUGAGUAAUUUACGGUCCAUGUAAAUGUGUGGCAGUUGUUGGAGUCCAAAUUUUGAAUUAUGACUAGAAUUAUUGA